Molecule: messenger RNA, 3446 nt
Organism: Cryphonectria parasitica EP155
Lineage: Eukaryota; Fungi; Ascomycota; Sordariomycetes; Diaporthales; Cryphonectriaceae
Exons: 1
Coding region: 103-3210 (1035 amino acids)
Molecular function (GO): S-adenosylmethionine-dependent methyltransferase activity
Source: RefSeq, a predicted model, not a curated record
UAUCAGGCGCCCUCACCGCAGGAACGGAGACGACGUCGUGAGCUUAAUACAAUAAUCGAAGAUGACCAAGAGGACGACGUGUCGCCGAUUCGUUCACCAUUCAUGAGGAAGCAGAUUGCCAGGAACAGAACACAGGAAGACAGGAACAAGAUCCAGGCGUGGCUGGCACCCCUCGAGCCCACACUGAGGGAGGACGUCCUCACGCCCAAGGGUUUUCCCACCCCAAGAGGCCGCCACUUCAUGACCGCCCCAACACUGCCGUCCUCUCCAUCGUCAGCCUCAUUUUCGGGCGAGGAAGACAGUUCUCGAGGGGGGUCAUCGUGCAAGUCAGACGCGUGGCAGCGGUCGAGCGUCAUGACCGAUGUGACCGAGUUUGACGACCUAUAUGGCGUCUCAGAUGAGGAAAGGGGAGAGCUCAAGCGCAACUCGGCAAGAUCCUCUCGAGGUCCCAAGAACUACGGACACAGGCUUUCCCCCAAGACAACAUCCGACGAGGCCAGGAAAUCACUGCCACAGCUCUCCAUCCCUGACCACCCUGAAUCAGAGAAUGUGGCGUGGUCGCCAGAACGCCGAGGAGGGUUGAAGAAGACACAUGCAUCGCCAGUUCCUCCGACACCACCCUCGGCUGUGGCCAUGUCCCCAGCCAUGCUGUCUUUCAUGAAGGCCCAACAUGCACACGCCAUACCAACAAUCUCGGCACCGCCAUCUCUGGACGGAUCUCUUGAUGGCAGCCUUACAUCUGAGCAGCUGGCGGCUAUGACUGCGCCGGCAACGCCCGUCAUGGCCGGCGAGGAUCCCUCAGACAGUGAAAACUGGGCCGGUGUCCAGCUGCAGCCUGGCGCGAUGGAGACUCUUCAGGCGCUCUCUGGACCAGAUUCGGAGGACGAGAUGGAGGAACACCGCCAGAACCACGCCAUUGAGGUUUCUGAGACGCCCAUGGUGGAGACACACCGCCCAUCACGCCCUCGCCUCAUCACCAGUAACAUCUCGAGGGCGCCCUUUGUGCUCUCCCCCGCCCAGCAGAGGUCUUCCCUGCAGGAUCUCACUAAGCUGGAUAUCCCAUCACCAGGCGGGUUCUUCUCUGGACUCUCACCACGGUCUCGGACGACUUGGCACUACGGCACUUCGCCCGCUGAAGAUAUCGCUCCUCCCACGUCAACGACAGCUGAGCAAUUCUAUCGAGUGCCCUGGAGCAGUGAAGAGGCUCCGCCCAUGGCUGCAGCUCCUGCCCAGCGGCCCCUUCGCAUGACAGCUGGCGACUACUCGACCGAGCCCGUGGAGCAGAUUAUCGAGGCGCUCGAGUCCAUCAAAGAGGAGGAAGAUGUCCUGACCGCAAUGCGCAUCAGGUCUCCGAUCACUGCCAUCCGAGUGCCACAAAACCAAACACCUGCGAACCCGGGCGUCGACGCCGAACAGAUUCUGUCGCCCCUCUCACCAAGAGAUGAGAAUGCGGUGACGGAGAUCGUCGUCGACUUCGAUCCCGAAUACGCUCAAAAGCAGCGUGCGAUUGCGACCUCGCACAUCGACCGUACCGAGCUGUGGCUCAGGGCACAGUUUGCCUACUUGAGAGGCGUGGGCUUCGAGCCAGCGGAGCCCGGCGCAGAUGUCGAUCCUGAGAAAGUCGUUCUCAAGACGACGGAGGGAUCCGAUGCAGGCGAAGAAGAGGCCGAACGGGCUCCCACACCACCUCCCAAGGAUGGUGAGCAGCCCAGGCCCACCACGGCCCUUGUGCGCAAGAAGACGGUCCGCUUCUCGAGCCAAGUCACCACUACUGGUCCCUCCUUGGAGCUCAAGAUGCCGUGUAGCCUCCCGUCCAGGCUUCUGAAGCAAGAAUCCACCUACUACCGCGCCUUCCAGUCCAUGAUCGUCAAGUCCAGCCACGCAGACUCUUUCGUCUCCCGUGUGCCCCGCUUUGAGGCCCUCCAGGCCCAGCGCAUCUCCCUCCGCGAGCAGCACCGUGCCCAGCUCCUCGGCAAGUACCAGCUCAGCGUCAUCCCUCAAUCCGCCAAGAAGCGCAUGAGCGCCAACGUGGCCCGCGGGGACGACGAGAUCUUCGAGGACCCAGAGAAGAUGCGCGCCGAUAAGGAGGCCGAAGCCCUGCGGCAGAUGGCUACCGCCAACUGGCACGUCGCGGCAACCAAGAUGCUCAACGGCGGCCGUCUCGUCUGCGCACCCGUGCACAAGCGACUGGCCCGCCUCUCCCUCGCGCCCGGCGCUGCCGUUGGGCCCAAGCGCCUGCGCAUUCUCGACCUGGGCGGCCAGUCCACGUGCGACUGGGCAUGGUACGCCGCCCACCAGUACCCCAACUCCAAGGUCUACACCGUCACGACCAAGUCGAUCCGCCAGCUGUCCAACGCCAACGUGCGUGGGCCGCCCAACCACAGGCAGGUGGCUGUGACGAGCCUAUCGAGGCUGCCCUUUGCCGACGGCCAGUUCGACCUCGUGUCGGCGCGCGAGCUGCACAGCAUCCUCAAGAACUCAGACGUCGCCGACGCCGAGGACGAGUGGGACGUCUGUCUCCGCGAGGUCAUGCGCGUGCUGAAGCCCGGCGGCUAUGUCGACUUCAGCGUCAUGGACUCGGACAUUGUCAACGCCGGCCCACUGGGCCUGGCCAAGAGCGUCGAGUUCGGCUUCACCCUGCAGACCCUCGGCUACGACCCCAGCCCAACCAAGACCUUCCUCUCCCGCCUCUACCGCGCUGGCUUUGACGAUGUCCGUCGCGGCUGGGUCGUGCUCCCCCUCGGCCCCAAGCCGGCAGAGAAGCCCGGUCCCAUCCGCUACGGACCCAACGGUCCCAUCGACGCCAAGACCGCCGCGUCUCAGCAGCAGCAGCAGCAGCCCCCUCGCGGCGGGAAGACGCUGUGCCUGAAUGCCAUGGUGACCCAGGAGGCCCCGUCAGGCAGCACCGACGGCGCUGCGGCCAUCGCCGGCGUCGCGGGCACCUGGAGCUGGGAGAAGUGGAUCCUGCGGUGCGAGAUGGAGAAGGCCGCGGGCGAGAUGCACAGCGGCUUCAAGCUGGCCGACACGGUGUCGACGGACGGCGGGGUCAUGAAGGAGGCUGGGAAGAGCCUCGACGGCGUCGCUGCCGUGGUCGAGGAAGGCCGCGCUCGUGGUGCCGGCCUGCGCCUGCUGAAGGGGUAUGCGCGCAAGCCUGAGAGGCGGGAGCUGGAUGAGAUCAUGGGGACGAUUGAUAUGAUGCUGGACUUUUGAGGUUCGAUUGAUGAAUGGAUGCAUGGAUGCAUGAAUGGGGUUAUGGUAUAUACAAACACGAUUGACGAUGCGCUCUUUUAUUUUUCUAUGUCUAUCUCUUGGGAUUCUUCUUCUUUGGGUGGGUGCAGGAUCAGUAAAAACUAGAAAUCUCCUUUUUUUGUAAUAACGUGUCCUCUGUCCGGUUUGGAUUCCGAGGACUUAUGUAUAAACAAGGAAUACACACACUGCAUCUGCCU